AUGGGUAAUAAGCAGACGAUAUUUACUGAUGAACAGCUCGAUGCCUACCAGGAUUGCACAUUCUUCACUCGGAAGGAAAUCCUUCGGUUGCAUGGCCGAUACCAUGAAAUGGCACCAAACGUUGUGCCCAUGGACUAUACAAAGGACCCAGAUGUUAAACUACCUAUGCAACUUAUAAUAAACAUGCCUGAGUUAAAGGAGAAUCCCUUCAAGGAAAGGAUUGUGGAAUCUUUCUCAGAAGAUGGAGAGGGGAGCCUCAGCUUCAAUGAUUUUGUGGAUAUGUUCUCUGUCCUCAGUGAAAUGGCUCCCAGAGAGCUUAAAGCAAUCUAUGCUUUCAAGAUCUAUGAUUUUAACACAGAUAACUUCAUCUGUAAAUCAGACUUAGAAAAAACUCUCAAUAAGCUGACCCGAGAAGAGCUAACAGCAGAAGAAAUAACUCUAGUUUGUGAAAAAGUGAUAGAAGAAGCUGACAUGGAUGGUGAUGGGAAACUAGGAUUUGCAGAUUUUGAAAACAUGAUUUCCAAAGCACCGGACUUUCUCAGUACUUUCCACAUAAGAAUCUGAGGAUGUUUCUGAGAGCCCGUGUUAUCAGAAAUGACUUGCUGAUCCAGCCUUUCUGAAUCUCAGGCACUCUGGGGGCUUUUGUCCUCUAAUUUUGGCUUCUUAGAACUCAGCAGAAAGUACUGAAAUAAUUCUGGUCCACAAGAGACAGGUGCAUCAUGUGAUUUACAGGAUAUUUGGAACAGUCAUAUUUUUAUCUUCACUGCUGGCCAAGCACCCUGGCAAAGAUGGUUGGUUGUUGGGUUCUUCAUUUUCUCUUUUUUUUUUUUAAAAAAAAAAGAUGGGCAGAAUCAGAAUAUUAUUAAGGAUAUUUCACAUAGAUUUUAUAUUUAUGAAUAUUUAGUACUGCUCUUGAAAGUGCAAAAAAAAAAAAAAGUUUGACAGAAAUAUUAGCUUUGGUGACUU
Messenger RNA from Merops nubicus (carmine bee-eater), 966 nucleotides. RefSeq names its product calcium and integrin binding family member 2 (gene CIB2). Lineage: Eukaryota; Metazoa; Chordata; Aves; Coraciiformes; Meropidae. The record is from RefSeq and is a predicted model, not a curated record. Gene Ontology annotation, molecular function: calcium ion binding. The transcript has 6 exons. Bases 1 to 564 code for a protein of 187 amino acids.